UCUGGUUAUCAGGGGUGUUGUACUGGGUGUGGAGUUUGUUAGAAGUGAUGAAGCUGGGUCUCUGGGAUACCCUUUUGAAGAGCUAAGCUUUGCAUUUGAGCACUUUGAAAUUGGGCUGAGGAAUAUUCUGGGCUGGGCUGAACCAGAGCCACAGAGAAAUGGGGGCUGGUCUCAGACCUGGUGAGGUUGGGAAAGUAUUGGGUUAAAUCCGAACACGUCUGAUCCUAAGACCAGUUGCUAAGAGUUGCCGGAUGGUAAGGAUGGUUGCUGGAUGUCUCAUCCUCUUUAAGGCUGUGAAGACAGGCUCUGACAAGGCCUUUUCCCAGUCUCAGGUAUUCAGGGGUGGAAGAUGUGCCCAUCACCAUCAGCUGUGCGAAGGAUUUAAGAGAGAUUGUGCACUUGAAGGUUUAUCUGCUGCGGCGGGGAUGAUGGUAGCUGCAGCUGCAUCUCCCCCUCGUGGAAAAGAUAGCAAAAAUGGGAUUUGUGGGAGUGAAGCCGAUUUUAGCUCUUCAAGCAGCACGGGCAGUAUUUCAGCGCCUGAAGUCCAUAUGUCUGCUGCUGGAAGCAAAAGAUCUUCUUUUUCUCGCAAUCGUGGCCCUUAUGGUCGGAAUAAUGGAUCCUUGUCCUACAAGUCCGGAGCCAGCCCACCUGCUUCCCGUGAAAAGGACCCUUUGUCAACAUUGUGCAAAAACCAGCUGAGUCCUGCUAACAUCCAUCAGAGUUACAGGGCUUCUUCAGCCAGCAGCAGCAACUCAGGCUCAUACAAAGGAAGCGACAGCAGCCCAGUGAUGAGGCGAUCAGGGAGAUACAAUUCUUGCGGUGACAAUCAGAGCAUUAAGCUACAAAAUCCAGAGCAGUAUUUGACUCCUCUGCAGCAGAAAGAAGUUACAGUACGGCAUUUGAAAACAAAGCUGAAGGAAUCUGAGAGCAAACUUAAAGAAAGGGAAACAGAAAUAGAAGAGCUCAAAGCUCAGCUGGGACGAAUGAGGGAAGACUGGAUUGAAGAAGAGUGUAAUCGUGUGGAGGCAGAGCUGGCCUUAAAGGAAGCAAGAAGCAAAAUUAAACAACUCAAGCAGGUUAUUGAAACCAUGAAAAACAGCUUGGCUGAGAAAGACAAAAAAAUUCAGAAAUACUUCAUAGACAUAAACAUUCAAAACAAGAAACUGGAAUCUUUGCUGCAUAGCAUGGAGAUGGCUCAGAACAGCUCUGUGAGGGAUGAGCAGUGCCUGGAAUACACGUGUGACUCGGAGGGGAAGCCAUUAGUCUUGUGUGCCAUGAUGCCAGACAGCCUUAUCACAGAGGACCAAGCUCUGGAGGAGGUGGCAGAUAAUGGGCUGCUUCUUAAUGAGGACGCAGCUAACGGGACUGAUUCAUCUGAAGGGAGUUUGACCACCACAACAUCUGAGUUUAGUGAUCCAGCUCCUUCCAGUUCUGCUUUGAAUGAAGAGAUGCUUGAAAAUGUUCUGGAUGAAAAACUAACUCCUCCCCAGGAGGAGGAGAAGAGCAGCAGCGUGAUGGUGGAACAGGCCAUCCAGACUGACGUGGUGCCAUAUACCCUAGAUGUGGAGCAGCUCAUUCAAAACAUCUUUAGAGCUCAAGAUGCCUGUCCUCUAAGCCCACCUUCUUCACUGAAGGAAUUGGGUGAAUUUUCUCCUGGAAGCUUCAGCGAUUCUGGUAUCAUAGUGGACUUAACUCCAAGUGAUCCAAACUCUGCCAUCCUUUUGUCUCCUAUGGAGUCUCCGUGCAGGAAGGUGGAGCAUGGAGUUAAUGAAAACCGUUUCAUGAAAGAACUUGAUUUUACAGAACCUCAUGAUGAUGAAGCCUUUGGGUAUGUCAAUACUUUCACUCAGUCAGGAAUAAAGAGGAGAUACUGGAGCAGCAGUCCCCUCAGAGAUGUUCUGGCUGUAGCAGCCCCUCUUGUACCAACUAUCAUGUGGGCUUUCAGUACUCAAAGAGGAGGAACAGAUCCCAUUUACAAUAUUGGAGCAUUGCUUCGUGGUUGCUGCCUGGUGGCCCUGCACUCUUUACGCCGUACACCCUUCAAUAUCAAAAACUAAAGGCUACUCUGUCCCUGGGCACCAACCGGCUGAGGCAAAGAGAAAGAGGGAUGAGAUAGAUCAUAAAAAGUUAUUAUAUAUUCUGGCAGAGUCCAUCAUUUUGCUUUUGACUAUUUGAUUUGCACUAUAAAUCAGUUUGAAAACAUGUUCCUUGUUUCAAAAUGAAAAA
Pygoscelis adeliae (Adelie penguin) is the source of this 2226-nucleotide messenger RNA. It is a transcript of the gene SYBU, whose product is annotated as syntabulin (syntaxin-interacting). NCBI's taxonomy places the organism in Eukaryota, Metazoa, Chordata, Aves, Sphenisciformes, Spheniscidae. The transcript is spliced from 5 exons. The record is from RefSeq and is a predicted model, not a curated record. Gene Ontology annotation, biological process: synapse maturation; axonal transport of mitochondrion. Gene Ontology annotation, cellular component: vesicle; cytoplasmic microtubule. Bases 252 to 2057 code for a protein of 601 amino acids.